CAACGAUUUACAAUUUCGGGUUUGUACUGUACAUCCUGGAUGGCGGUCAUACAAGGUCACUGAAUAAUAUUAACGUCAUGGAAAAGUAUUCUCUCGAUCAAUAUUUCAAGGAAACUGCACCAGAGGACUAUCGAUUUCUUGAUUAUUACCAAUAUCGUAAAAGCAAAGAAGAUUUUACAAGCAGACCGCUGGUAGACAGUAUGGAGGGCCCUGUUAAGUCCCGAGAAGGGGAAACAACUUCCACGACUACGAGGUGGGGCCCUCCGGUAGUCCCGAGAAGGGGUAACACUCACACAACUAUGGUGGGCGCAUGCGUCCCGCUCACCUUAUGGCGUUCACUAGAUCCCGUUGUGAAACAUCGAAGCAAGUUUGUAGAUGUCAAUCAAUUUUGGAACGAAAAAUAG
Acaulospora colombiana is the source of this 404-nucleotide messenger RNA. NCBI's taxonomy places the organism in Eukaryota, Fungi, Glomeromycota, Glomeromycetes, Diversisporales, Acaulosporaceae. The record is from the annotation of a GenBank genome assembly.